Molecule: messenger RNA, 768 nt
Organism: Vitis riparia (riverbank grape)
Lineage: Eukaryota; Viridiplantae; Streptophyta; Magnoliopsida; Vitales; Vitaceae
Product: spliceosome-associated protein 130 A-like
Exons: 1
Coding region: 113-751 (212 amino acids)
Biological process (GO): mRNA splicing, via spliceosome
Cellular component (GO): nucleus; U2 snRNP
Molecular function (GO): protein binding; U2 snRNA binding
Source: RefSeq, a predicted model, not a curated record
CUCCCUCGAAGUUCAGGCAUCAGUAGGUGGUAAGGUUGGUGCUGAUCGCCCUGCUAGUCUUUUUUUUAAUGUUGGUUCGCAGAAUGGAGUUUUGUUCAAAACAGUGGUAGAUAUGGCGACAGGUCAGCUCUCUGAUGCUCAUUCCCGAUCCUUAGGACUGAGAGCCCCAAAGAUAUUCUGUGUCAUUGUGAGAGGCCAACGUGCAAUGCUAUGCUUGUCAAGCCGCCCUCGGCUUGGCUAUAUUCACCGAGGGCAUUUUCUGUUGACAUCGCUUUCUUAUGAGACACUUGAAUUUGCUGCAUCAUUUUCAUCUGAUCAGUGUGCUGAAGGUGUGGUGGUUGCUGCUGCUGGGGAUGCGUUGAGGAUCUUUACUAUUGAAAGACUGGGUGAAACAUUUAAUGAAACUGUGAUUCCUUUAAGGUAUACACCAAGAAGGUUUGUUCUUCAACCCAAGCAAAAAUUAUUGGUAAUUAUUGAGAGUGAUCAAGGAGGAUUUGCAACGAAAGAGCGUGAAGCCGCUAAAAAGGAAUGCUUUGAGGCUGCUGAGGGAGAAGAGUUAAAGAACUCUAAUGUAAACCUGCAGUUGGAAAAUUUUGAAUUGGCAGAAAGGUUAGAAGCCAUUCAAGCCUUUGCAAGUUUUGUUUUGAAAUGUCCAGAGGUAGAAGUAAGGAAACUGAACCACAAUUCAAGACACGAAAAUGAAGAUUUGCCAAAGAAAUUGGGCAACUCCAAACAAAUCAAUGCGAGCUGAUGUAGAGAGCCAGUCUA